Messenger RNA from Caretta caretta (loggerhead turtle), 2482 nucleotides. It is a transcript of the gene SPR, whose product is annotated as sepiapterin reductase. Gene Ontology annotation, biological process: tetrahydrobiopterin biosynthetic process. The record is from RefSeq and is a predicted model, not a curated record. Gene Ontology annotation, molecular function: sepiapterin reductase (NADP+) activity. Lineage: Eukaryota; Metazoa; Chordata; Testudines; Cheloniidae.
GCAGGGGAGGGACCAAUCGGGGCUCUUUCUGAGCUGCAACUGUCUGCUGCAAAAAAGGACUGCACCUCACUUUUAAAUUGUUGUGAUUCUCAGAACGCUGGGCGCAACUGACUGCGGGAGGAAUCACGCGGAGCCUAAAACCAGCCCCUUGACCUAUUCAGCCAGCCCCGCCCACUCUCUAGCUGCAGGCCAGGCCAGGCCAGGCCAGGCCAGGCAGCCAGAGCGAGAGGAUGGAAGCUGGAGAGAGAGCCGGGAAAAGGCAAGUCUCCUUGGGCAAGGCAGCCUGCAUCCUCACUGGGGCAUCCCGGGGCUUCGGCCGGUGCCUGGCACUGCUGCUGGCCCCGCGGCUGGAGACUGGCUCCGUCCUGAUCCCAGUGGCCCGAUCCCAGGGGGGCUUGGCCGAGCUGGAGGCUGAGCUGCGCUCCACUUUCCCCAGCUUGAACGUGCAUUCCGUGCAGGCCGACCUGAGCACGGAGGACGGGCUACAGCUGGUGCUCCGAGCAGUCCAGGACAAGCUGCCUGCAGUGGCUAAUCUGGAGCGGCUCCUCAUCAUCAACAAUGCAGGAUCACUUGGAGACAUUUCCAAAUCCUUUGUGGACUUCACCAGCCCAGCCGAAGUCAACAGCUACUUUGCCCUCAAUGUCACCUCGGCUCUCUGCCUCACAUCCUCCAUCCUGAAGGCCUUCCCAGGGCACCCUGGCUUGUGCAAGACUGUUGUGAACAUCUCUUCACUGUGUGCCCUGAAGCCCUUCAAGAGCUGGACGUUGUACUGCACGGGGAAGGCCUCGCGGGACAUGAUGUUCCAGGUGCUGGCACUUGAGAAGCCGGACGUCCGCGUUCUCAGCUAUGCCCCAGGGCCUCUGGACACGGAAAUGCAGCAGCUGGCCCGCACGAAGUCCGGAGACCCGGAAGUGCGGGAGCAGUUCCUCCGCAUGAAGCAGGGCGGGCAGCUGCUGGACUGCAGCGUGUCCGCCCGAAAGCUAGUGACGCUGCUGCUGGAGGACACCUUCGCCUCUGGGGCGCACCUGGACUUCUAUGAAGUCUAACCCGCCACGCUUCCCCCCACCCCACACACGCCUCCGCGUCCGCGGCUGUGACCGAGCUGCCUAUAAAAUGGCCGCGGCUUGUGACUCUCCGUUCUAAGCCCACCGGGCGGAGAGCGGACCGCCAGGAAGAGGGGCCCUGCCCGGGGAGCUGUGGGAGCCCCGGACAGGUCACAGGGGCAGCAGCCAGGCCGGCCUGGAAGAAGCAGAGGGGGCAGCAGCACGGGCUGGGGGGGGGCCCACAAACCGCGCGGCCACCCUGGUAACCCCCGCCGCCCAGGGCGCCCCCAGGUGGCUCAUCCCCGGGGCGGGGGGUUGAGGUGCCCCAGGGUCUCGGGCGUGGCGGCCGCCGGUAGCGCGGGGCAGGGCCCUCCCGAGGCCGCAGCGCUCCUCAGGCCGGGCCUCCGCCGCGGUGACCGCUGAGCCACCCCCAGCCCGCUAAGGCGUUGGCUCGCCUUGGCAGAGCCCGGGGUCCCUCCCGCCCCCCGGGACCGGCUUUCCCUCCCCGGGCGCCCCCCUCGGACUCCGCCAUGGGGUGGGGCCCGGCCCGGCCCCUGACUCUGCUCUCCCGCCUCAGUGCUCCUCUCGGGGCGGGCCGCGGCUCGGCAGCGCGCACGUGGGAGCAGGAGCCGUUCCGCCUCCAGCAGGGACACUGGCUGCAAGGAGAAGUCGUGAAAUCAGAGUAACAGGAGUUCCCUUAAUACACCGGCCAGUGAUGGCAGGGGCUGGCAGGACAGUUAAGGGCAGCCUUGCAAAACGUUUCACCCACUUCCUCAGAAAGAGGAGUUGUUUAAAGGGGCAAGUGAAAUGUCAUUGAUAAAAUAAUAAUAAUUAAUAAUCAUUAUGGUAAAGGAUGAGCAAGUGUGUUUUAUGGCUGGGCUGGGCAAUUUUCAUGACCGUAUGCAGGUCUGGUUAACCCUGAAGCAUUUUUAAGAAGGUGGAAAGUUGACUGUCCAUUCCUGUGACAUCAACUUUGUACAUCUUUGAAACAGGACACACCCCAGGACUCUGAGGCUUGCAAGUGAAUACCUGCUAAAAGAUAUACAUAUGGUAUAAGCCACAAAAUUGUGUUUCUUCUGGCUAAGCUAUUACCCAUUCCUUAGACUGUUAUUGCUGUUCAGGGUAGGGACUAUAUGUUAUGUUUGUACAUCACCCAGCCCACAAUGAAGCUAGAGCAUGUAGAUGCUUCUGCAAUACAAAUUUAGUAAGUCUGCUUAUCAUGGAGGUGGGGGGGGCUUGGUCCUUCGGGCUUGAUGCCUUAUUCCUGGGAAAAUUGGUAUUACAUGCAGAGACUAUGACUUUAAGUUUUUACAAACUGGAAUAGAAUUUUGAAAUUAUAUUGUGCUUCUCAUAUUCCUAGUAUCUCAUCUACUUUACAAAGCAAUGAAUGGGAUGCAUAUGUGCAAGAACAGUGUAAAUAAACAAGAAUCAGAUGCUCA